Nicotiana attenuata is the source of this 2703-nucleotide messenger RNA. Its product is annotated as G-protein coupled receptor 1. The record is from RefSeq and is a predicted model, not a curated record. Gene Ontology annotation, molecular function: G protein-coupled receptor activity. Gene Ontology annotation, cellular component: plasma membrane. Lineage: Eukaryota; Viridiplantae; Streptophyta; Magnoliopsida; Solanales; Solanaceae. Gene Ontology annotation, biological process: adenylate cyclase-activating G protein-coupled receptor signaling pathway; cell surface receptor signaling pathway. The coding region runs from base 1434 to 2213 and encodes 259 amino acids. The transcript has 9 exons.
AAAUUUGCUUUCACCUUUUGUCUACUCUCUCUUCUUUCUCAGUACUUAGGGUUAGUUCGAUUUUUGAUAAUUUUAUCGAGAGCUAGUCAAUUAUUGUAAAAUUGCAUUUUACUUUCUUCUUCCUCAAAAUGUGGCUAUAUUUGAAGUAAUUUAGUUUACCUUUUGUUUUUCAUUGAAUCGAGUAAAAUGUGUAGAUGUAGUAGAACAGGGGUUUGAUUCAGUGAGCUUGGAGGUUUGGAAUGGAAAUGCAAUUGAAUAGUCAAAAUACUUCUUCAUUUUUAAAUAAAUACCUAAUGACGCAAGCUAUGGAAAAUUUUCUUACCGCGGGCGGGCUUAAAUCAAAAGAAUAAAACAACGAAACAAAGUACUUGAAAGUAGAUAUAAAAGAAAGAAGGUAAAAAAGAAGAGAGAAAGAAGAAAUAACGUGAAUGAAGCUGAUAUCUUUAGUCGAGGUGCACGCAAGCUGGACUGAACGCCAUGGUUAUAAAAAGAUAGAAAAAGAAGAAGUUGCUAUCGAUAUUGGUUCUCUACAAUUAGUAUUGUGACUGCUCCAAUAUUGGUACAUAUCUCACUGUCCCACAGUGGGUAAUUCAAUCAUUGGACCAAAUGUAUGUAGCUCAAUAGAAUGAGAACUUGCAUAGAUGAGCUAGUAGCUCUAAUGGAAAUGCUGUUGACUCUAUCUUUUACAAAUAGAUUGUAACUCCAUACAACCAGUUGUUCCAUUUACUUGGGCUUCUCAAAGCUUUGAUAUCAAGGGAUCCUUUUAUUUGGCAAGUAAUGCGGAAAUUUCUUGUAAAUGAAAGAGAAACAAAAGAAGAAGAUAAAUACGUACUUUGAAAAGUUAAAAGAAAAUGAAAAAACAAGAAAAAAGUUUAUAUGCAUAGUGGUUAUUUAGGAUUAGUUAUCGUGAUAUGUGACUGCACUGUGCCCAGAAUCUUGUGGUCUCUCUCCCACAGUGGCUACACUGAAAUUAAUCUGAAUUCAAUUUAGAUCAUUGGAUCAAAUUGAUGUAGCUGCAGUGGGGAUUAGAGUUUUAGUUACGGAGCUAGUAGUUCUAAUGGAAAUGAAGUUGACUCUAUGUUUUUAAUUUGUUGCUUAAACAGCUUAAUAUCAAUCAAGCUGUUAUCUCAUAUCCUUGGAUAAUAUUAUAUCUCUGAGCAUUUUAUUCGGUAAUCCAGAUUAGAGGUUGCUGAAUUUACUCUGUUUUAAGUUUAGUUUUUAUUUCUUGGUUAAUAUAUUAAAAGGAGAUUGUUGCUGUGUUUACUCAAGCCGAAGGACUAUUGCGAAGAACUCAAUCAAUAGAACGGAAGAAUAGGAAGAAAAAUGCAUCUACUGUAAUUCCAUAAGUGGUCUUACGUUAGUGAUUUAUGCUCCCUGUAUGCUUUAAGUUUCUCUCAUUUGAGGACUUCUUUUACUUCAUUUGAGUGCAGGACAUGUGCUGCAGUUUCUUCAGCAUAAUUGGGGAUCCUUCCAAGGGGUUCUUCUGUUAUGCUCAAGGCUAUACAACACAUUUCUUCUGCCUAGCCUCUUUCUUGUGGACUACAACAAUUGCCUUUACUCUUCACCGGACAGUUGUUAGGCAUAAGACAGAUGUUGAAGAUUUGGAGCCUAUGUUUCAUCUAUACGUUUGGGGAACUUCAGGAGUAAUGACAGUUAUACGAUCAAUGGCCAAUAAUCAUGAGCAUCUAAGUCGGUUAGGGACUUGGUGUUGGGCACAAACAGGACAUGCAGGAAAGGUUACCCACUUCAUCACGUUUUAUGCACCUCUUUGGAGUGCCAUUCUUUUUAAUGGUGUCACCUAUUUUCAAGUAAUACGGAUGCUAAACAAUGCAACUCGUAUGGCAGUGGGCAUGUCAGAAAGGUCAUACCAACCAGAUCCUCGGUCAGAUAUGAAGGCACUAAAUCGUUGGGGUUACUAUCCCCUCAUUCUUAUAGGAUCAUGGUUUUUCGGCACAAUCAACCGUAUACAUGACUUUAUUGAACCAGGUCAUAAGAUCUUUUGGCUUUCUGUUCUUGACGUUGGAAUGGCACAGCUCAUGGGUCUCUUUAACUCAAUAGCAUAUGGUCUUAACAGCUCAGUCCGUAGAGCAAUUUAUGAAAGAUUGGAUCUGUUACCAGAAUGUUUUCAAAGAUGGCGUCCAAAGACCUCGAGGUCGAGAGGCCAACAGCAGGAUAGUGAAUUAGUCUCACUAAAGAUUCAAGAUCAGCAAUAAGCAAUUACAAUUUUGUGCUUGUACAUUCAUGUCAGUACCUCUGCCACCAUUUCCCUCAUUGGACCAGCUUGACAAUUGACAAUUGCGUUUUGACAGCUCCAUUACUUCAACCCUGGCUUUAUGCUCACAACCUUCCACCAAAUCUCCUCGCUCCAUUUGCUUAAUGCUUGGGCGCUUCUCCCAGAUCGCUGAGUGUACAUUAGUGCCAGAGUUGUUUUGUUGAUAAGUUGGGGAGUAUGUAUCACAUUCUUUUAAACCUUGAUGCUAACUUCUGAAUGUUGUUGCAUCAGUAAUAUGCUCCAGGAAAUUAACCCCCGUGAUUUCAGUAUGAUCAUUAGAAGACAUGAUAUAUGAUUUGCAUAUGAAGCCGUCAAUUUUAGACAAGGCUGAAUAUGUGUUUCUGAUGUACCCUGAAAGAAAACAAUUGUUCACUGUUUACAUAUUCUGUAUUGAUAUAGUAAUUUGUCAUAGCAAUCCGUUCUUAGCUACU